This is a messenger RNA of Verruconis gallopava, 2204 nucleotides long. RefSeq lists its product as uncharacterized. The record is from RefSeq and is a predicted model, not a curated record. NCBI's taxonomy places the organism in Eukaryota, Fungi, Ascomycota, Dothideomycetes, Venturiales, Sympoventuriaceae. The transcript has a single exon. The coding region runs from base 232 to 2175 and encodes 647 amino acids.
AUGUCGACUCCAAUCACGACUUGGAAGCCACUUCUUGGCUCGCCUUCAGCUCGCUUAUCACGAGGAACUCCCUUCACGAGCUCUUUGACCGGACGAAACCACAAACUCUCUUCCACGUCCAUAUCAUGAGAGGCACACCCUCGCUAGAGAGCUCGAGAAUCCGUCUUCAUUCCAGACCAUCUCAGCCUUCCUCUACUUUCUCACCGGGGACUGCUCCAGAUCUGCAUCAAAAUGGAAGAAUACCAAUAUAAAAACCUUCCGCUUCAUAGCUCGUCGAUUCGUGUAUUGCACCUUCUUCCCAGUGUUGACGAUAGUGUCAUACGAUGCAAGCUCGUUGUUUAUCCGCUUCAAGAAGCGAAAGAAGUCACGUAUCAAGCUAUCUCCUACUGCUGGGGCGAUGCAAAUGACAAACUCGAGAUCUAUGUAGACGACAAAGUUCUUCGGGUGAACCGGAAUCUGUGCGCAGCACUCCGCCGCUUACGCUCUAGCAAUGAAGUCCGUCUGCUAUGGUCAGAUUCUGUCUGCAUUAAUCAAGAAGACAAAAAAGAAAAGGCAUCACAAGUUCAGAUGAUGCGUCAAAUUUACGAGCACGCUAGUAGCACGCUGGUUUGGCUGGGGCCUGGCGAUUCGUUAACCCCUUGGGGAUUCGAGCUCAUCCCUCGUCUCAUUGAAGCUGGGAAGUUGAGAGAGGCCAAUGGCGAUGAGCGCCGUUUGACACAUCUGACUGCCGAGGAACGGAAGACAUACGGCUUGCCAUCGCAGUAUGAACUGUCUUGGAGAGGACUAUUUGGAAUUUUUGAGUUGCCUUAUUUUUCCCGGGUUUGGAUCAUUCAAGAAGUGGCUGUCUCGAAGUUUGUGGAAGUGUUCUGCGGCGACUCGCUCUAUUGUACGUGGGAUGAUCUUGUCGAUGCUACGAACGUGGCAUUGUCUCUUCGUCUGGACGUUCUGCACAACACUUAUGACUCUCGCCUCCUGACUCAUAUCAACAGCGCUCGUGGGCUGUUUCAAUUAGGAAUCGAAAGGCCUCUUUUAAGUGUGGUGGAGCAAUACCGGUCUUUUAAUGCUUCGGACAACAGGGAUCAUGUCUACGGACUGUUGGGCCUUUGUAGCCAAAGUUCCUUGCAAAAGCUCAACAUUGUUCCUAAUUAUGAUAAAAGCAAUACAGUUAGAAUGGUCUUGACGGAGCUAGCGUUGAAAGAGCUGAUGCACAGUGGCAACUUGGAUUUGCUUAGCAUUCCCAAAGCGAUAGACGUGCCUGGUUCUAAUCUUUCGCUUCCUUCGUGGGUACCAGACUGGACUAAGGCUGCACGGUACGCACCAUUCCUUAACAUCGUAGGUUCGAGUGCUUUGGAAGGACUUGAAGCUUUCAUAAAUCAACAUUCCGAACAAGGACAACAAAGUGAGUUUCCGAGUUUCGCAGCUGCUGGCUCGUCGCGGGCCAGCGUGUCCAUAGAUCAUGAGAAACUUGAUCUGAGACUGGAUGGGUACACUGUGGACGAUGUCACGGCGGUCGGAGCUAUGUUACCGGACAGUCCGAACUCACCUUCAAACCAAGGAUCGGUCAGCUUAGGGGACAUAAAAACCAUGAUCGUUGGCUCAUUCCAGGGAGUUGUGCAAAAUGGAAGAACCAUGCUCGACUGGGAAGAGCUCACUGGGGCAAACAAGCGCGGUCUAUACAAAACUGGCGAGUCAAUGAAAGACGCUUUCUGGAAAACCUUCCUGGGAGGACACACGAUCCGGAAGGGAGAUGAGUGGCCCUUGGAGCGUGACCGCUGGGAGUCUAUCGCAGAAGAGUAUCGCGCACCAAGCCGCUUCGGCGUGAGUUCGUCGUCAGUGGCAUAUUCGCUCGCAGUGAGUGCGAGCCUGUUCUCCAGAGUUGUAAAUCAAGCAUUUGGAAAUUAUGCAAGCAAGAGCUGGCCCCCUGAUCUUCAAAGCCCAUUCCCCACUCAUGCUCAUGGCAGACGAAUGUUCAGGACGCAAAGUUCUUACAUCGGCUUGGGGCCCCGGGAGAUGCAGGUCGGCGACAAGGUGGCCAUAUGCUCAGGAGGCAAAGUGCCGCUGAUACUUCGAGCGUGUGGUGAUGGAUAUCUCUUCAUUGGCGACUGUUAUGUCCACGGCCUUAUGAAUGGGGAGAAAUAUGACGAGAAGAAGUGCAGAGCGUUGAGUAUAAAGUAAAUUGUCUACGCUUUCGUCGCCAUUCAGUG